AAGCUUUACAAAACAUAUUUCACAGUGUAAAUUUUCAUUUAAAAAGCGUUAUACACAUUUCAAAUUUAGGAGUGGACUUAACUUGAAUAUUUUCAACGAUAGGUCAUUCUUUCGAAGAAUCAACCCGGACGAUACCAUGUUUCAAUGAAAUAUGCUCCAAGGCAUAAAAUAAUGACCUUUGUGAGAUAUGCAGUGUUGUUCACUACGAUUGGACUUCUCAAUAAGCAGAUGACAGGUGUCCUGUUCUAUAGUCUGACUACGAUUGGUUCGUUUUUAAAUAUAGUACUAGGACAUGUCCUUGCUGUUAGUGCAGGUAACGAUACUACAAUCCAUAAUGUCUCCUGUUUUACAUUCGAUUGGGAAGAAUACGUCCUCUGCAGUUGGGAUUAUAGUACCAAAUUUAACAGCCCAAACGUCACAGUAAAAUGGCACUUAUUGGGUUCAUCAGCUUGGAACGAUUGUCCAGAUUUAGGAAACAAAUCAUGUAAAUGGAUAAUUCCCAAAGACAUUGACGGUGACAUAAAAUACAACGUUUGCAUCAAGUUAUCUCAGAGUGACAAACGUCACUGCGUUCUUGUUGACAUUCAAAGUCAAGUAAAACCUAGUCCCAUUCGUCAAAUUGAGAUUCGUGUUAUCAACUCAACGUCUGCAACUCUUCAAUGGCCGCAGAACAAAGUAUAUUAUAAUAAGUCAUUUCAAGUCAAUAUAACGAGGAGUGGAAAAUUAGUAUCAAGGAUAUCAUUUAAUGUUACGUCUUUACCAAGUCAAAGUUAUGCGGAUGGAUAUUUCGUUAUCUAUUCUUUAAACCAUAUAAACAUCACCAUAAACGGACUUUCUAAGUAUACAGAGUAUGGUAUAGUCAUUAACUGUAAGCCUUUAGAUAAUGGCUUCUGGAGUGAUGGAUUUAAUACCACCCUGACGACUUCCAAAGAUGUGCCCUCCACUCCACCAUUGAUCUAUGAUGGAUGUUAUUCAAUUCAAACUACUAGGUCGUCCAGCGAACGAAUCACAACAAUAUACUGGAUGCCAUUGAACAAAAACAACUGGAGUGGGGAAAGAAUUUCAUACAGAGUGAAAAUAUUUCCGAAUGAUAGUUCAUUCCAAAUAGAAGAAACAAGGAAAUUUUCUUUCAGUUUUAAAACAAAUGAAACUGCUGAACUCUCUGUUUUGGUAUGGUCAGAAAACGAAAAAGGGUUGUCGCAACAACACUCUAAAUUAUUGGUGGGAAACAAAGAUUUAAUACAUAACUCCGUGAUGGUUAAAGUUGAUGACCAAAGAUAUAACAUUUCAUGGUUGCCAUUAACCCAUCAACUUGGUAAAAAAUACUCAUUAUUUUGGUGUGAACAGGCGUUUAGUUUGGUCUGCAAGACGUCACCACAAACGGUAGAGUUCAAUACGACCUAUCCAACCGUCUAUAUCCCAGACAUCAAUCAUUCUGUGCGGUAUUUAAUAGGAGUAUCAUAUCAUUAUCUAAACCAAACGUCAGGAUUUGUAUGGUCAGAUUGUGUUUUUAUUGGAAACAGUUUGAGUUUAGAAUUAGAUGUUGUAUUUCGUCCCAUUAUAAAUCUUAGACAGCUUGAAGUUUAUUGGUACUUUGAAAAGUGUAACUUUCCAGAAGUCAAGAAUUUAGUAAAAGCAUAUGAAGUAACAGCAUGUGAAGACAAAUAUUGUACAAAUGUUACGUUGGCUGGUACGGAAACUUCAUUAAGAUUAUCACUGAUGAACAUUUGUAUAAGCAUCACGCCUUAUACAGUUCAUGGAAAAGGUGUUCCAUAUAAGACAUGUUAUCUAGGUGAAGAAACAGGAUAUAGAAAGAAAAGGAAUUUAACUGCGUUCUAUAUUGUAAGUGUGUCCGUUGCUGUACUAUGCUGUCAUAUUGCUGUAAUAAUUAUUUGCAGAAAAUAUAGAAGAUGGAGUAGAGGUCUUACAGAUAUAGAAACUACCACUGUUGUACCAAGCACCAAUCGCGCAAUUUUGAAUGGACGAGUGCGUAAUGGUGAUAAUGGUUUCUCUGGUGUGCCACUUAUUUCACCGCGAUCAACAAUAAACGUUUCUAAUGUCGCCUUUUAUGGAUUUACACCGUGUAAUCAGGUAAAAGGAUCACCAUUGAGUGAAUCGUCCACUACCGAGGAAGACACACCCGAAACUAAUUUGUCAGCUUUUACUUCAUCUGGUGCUUCUGGCGAAACCUUGCGAUCCCCAGUAACAAAUGAAUCUUCUUUUGAUAUUUCAAUCGAAUCCUACGUGGAUGAACAGCAACUUCAACCAAGCUAUUCUCCAGCGGCUCGUCAUAUCUUACGUACAAAAGGGAAUUCACACGUAUCGGAGACAAUUUUAGAAUAUUCUUCCUUAAAAGAUACAAAUAACUGUUCAAAUGUGACAACUGCUUCUCCGCAAACUAAUGUAUGUGAUAACAUGUCGUUAUUACCUACGAAACAAUGUGCAUUUUCUACUUCGGAAAUAGACUCAUACGUUGUUGAGAACAUUUUUUUAGAUACUAAUUGUUCAGAUAGGCGCCGAUCGGACGCAAGUAACUGUUUGAAUGUGCAUUGUAAUUCCGCAGAAGAGUUGGAAAGGUUAAAUCCAGUAGAAAAGUUACAAAUACAUGGCGCAAGUAAUUAUUCGAAAGCUCAACUUAAGUUACCGGAUUCCUUUGUUGCUGAUUCAGACAGUGAUCACACACAAGAAACAAGUGACUGUUUAGAAGAGUGUCUUUCUUCCCCUCACAUUAACAUUGGCUUAUCUCUGGAAGUUAGAAAAGAUGCAAAAUCAUCAAAUCAAAGAAAAAGGGAUAUUUUAGAAAAUAAUAAAAUUUCACCUUCAUCAAAGACAACUGAUUUUUACCUUAACAAUGAUAGUGUUACAGAAUCAGUUAAUUUGAAUGUACAACAACAAGCCACUGGCUACAUAAAAGAGCCUUUAAUGUCCCCACAACCAAUCACUGGGGAUUCAAAUUAUUCAUGAAAUAAUGACUUAUUCAACAGAGCAGAUAAAACUAGAGGCGUACAUUAAGAGUUGAGCAGGAUCAGCACUUUAGGCAACAACAUUUGUUCAUUGAGACAAAAGUACACGAUAUGGGGACUAAGUAGAAAACUAGAUUUCCAAAAGUCCAAUAUUGUUGUUUUAGGUUUGUCCAAAAGAAAGCCCGCAGGCACUGGUUUAAAAAGAAUCGUUAUUUCUGUUCCGCAAGCCAAGUCUGUAAUCAGCGGUUAUAAUAUAAAUUAUUCCUUAAAUUCUAAUUAUGAAUUAUCAACUGUGUUUGAAAGGUAUACGGGUCAGUUUUAUGAUGAUCUCUCAUUUGUUGACUACAUGAAAUUGUAUAGUGUAUCAUUGAAAUAGAUAAUGUCCCGAAUCGUUAAAUACCUUAAUAUAAGGGAUUGCGUAUUAAGUUAUGGUUUUCUUUAAUUUAUAUAUUACAAAUAUACGUUUUUUAUUGAUUAGAAGAAGAAUAAAUCCAGCUUUCACUUGUAA
Messenger RNA from Mytilus californianus (California mussel), 3471 nucleotides. RefSeq lists its product as uncharacterized. The transcript is spliced from 16 exons. NCBI's taxonomy places the organism in Eukaryota, Metazoa, Mollusca, Bivalvia, Mytilida, Mytilidae. Bases 145 to 2964 code for a protein of 939 amino acids. Gene Ontology annotation, molecular function: protein binding. The record is from RefSeq and is a predicted model, not a curated record.